AAACUAAAGCACCGCCCCUUUGAAAGCUUAACGGGAUGUUGGAUGCAUCCAGUCUGGGUUAGCUAGCUAGCAAUGUUCACCUUUUCAUUUCACAAGAGUGGAUGUUCAAGAGGUAAGAGAGUCGGAAACAUGGAAACAUAUUUGCGGGAGCCUCGACAUACAGCGCCGAAACUGUGUGUCUCACUUUUCGUCUUCCUCCUUUUUGUUGUUGUCCCCAUCACGGCUCUGAGCGUCGGCGAGGCGAGGCUUGUCAGAAGCAACACCGCAGCGAAAGAGGUAGAAGACCAUACAAAAUACUACAAUUAUGUGCAAAUGACCCGGCUACUGAAGUUCAUGGCCUUGAAAUACUCUCACAUCGCCAACCUGUCCAGUAUAGGCCAGUCCGUGCAGGGCAGGGAGUUGUGGGUUAUGCGAAUCACAAAGGACCCCAACGCUGACGUACCGGGAAAACCCAAAUGUAAAUACGUGGGGAACAUGCACGGGGACGAAACUAUCUCGAGGCAAGUAUUGGUUUACCUUGUGGACUACCUAUUGACGAGGUAUGGAGAAGACCCGCGCAUCACGGAGUUGGUGACGAGCACGGAUAUUUACAUUAUGCCCAGUAUGAACCCAGACGGGUUCGAAAGGUCGAGAGAGGGUGACUGCAGUGGCGACGCAGGGGGUCGUUCCAACGCCAGGAACGUGGACCUCAACCGAAGUUUUCCUGACCAGUUUGACAAAAUCAACGUCCAGCAAGAGGAUAUUCCCGAGGUUACAGCUGUCAUUAAAUGGAUUCUGGAGAAAAAGUUUGUCCUGUCAGGGAACCUGCAUGGUGGCACUGUGGUGGCCAGCUACCCGUUUGAUGACUCGGCCUCCCAUGUAAUGCAGGGUUACUACAGCCGCUCUGUGGACGACAACCUGUUUAAACACCUGGCACUGACCUACGCCAAGAACCACCCCGUCAUGAGGACCGGGGAGCCCAAGUGCCCAGAUACCCCUGACGAGACUUUUGAGGAUGGCAUCGUCAAUGGGGCAAAGUGGUACGAUGUACCCGGAGGCAUGCAGGACUAUAACUACCUGAAUGGGAACUGCCUGGAGAUCACCAUGGAACUGAGCUGCUGUAAAUUUCCCCCGGCCUCCGAGUUAAAGAAAGAGUGGGACUACAACAGGGAGUCACUCAUUGCCUACCUGGAGCAGGUUCACAUUGGAGUAAGAGGCUAUGUGAAGGAAGCUACCAAUGGGACAGCUCUGCCUGAUGUCAGGAUCAUGGUGGCAGGCAUCAACCAUAACCUGACCACGGCCCAGUUUGGUGACUACUACCGUCUGCUGCUCCCUGGGACAUACAAUGUCUCAGCUAUAGCUACGGGGUACAUGUCCAUGACAGUAGUUGGGGUUCAAGUGGUGGAGGGCAAGGCCACCGAGCUCAAUUUCACCCUGGCACCCCUGGGAAAUGAACACACGGGUGACAUAACCGUACCCUUUACCCCCACCACCACCGGCCCUACCACAACCUCUGACCCUGACUCCACCAGCAUCGAGACCUCCAGCACCACCUCUGAGAUGGGGACCUCUGGGGCCAACGAGAGCUCCACUCCCCAGGAGGCUUGGCCCCCAGCCCAGCCUGAGCACCAGCCCAUCCAGCCACAGGACUUCCGCCAUCACCAUUACAAUGACAUGGAGCUGUUCCUACGCAGGUACAGCAAUGGGUUCCGUUCCAUCGCUCAUCUCUACUCCAUUGGGAAGUCAGCAGAGGACCGUGAGCUCUACGUCAUGGUGAUAUCAGACAACCCCACUGUCCAUGAGCCAGGUGAACCAGAGUUCAAGUACAUAGCUAACAUGCACGGAAAUGAGGUGGUGGGACGCGAGCUACUCCUCAACCUUAUUGAGUACCUGUGCCACAACUAUGGCAGCGACCCUGAGGUCACCCAGUUGGUCAACACGACUCGGAUACACAUUAUGCCUUCCAUGAACCCAGAUGGUUAUGAGAUUGCCAGGGAGGGUGAUGUCAGAGGGUACACGGGACGCAACAACAGUAACAACUUUGACCUGAACCGUAACUUUCCUGACCAAUUUACUACCAUCACUGAACCCAGGCAGCCAGAGACCAUCGCUGUGAUGAACUGGCUCAAGAGUUAUCCCUUUGUGCUCUCAGCCAACCUACAUGGAGGGUCAUUGGUGGUCAACUACCCAUAUGAUGAUGACAAGCAGGGACGUACAGAGUACAGCAAGUGUCCUGAUGACAAGGUCUUUAAACAAGUGGCCAGAGCCUACUCUCAGGAAAAUGCUCUCAUGCACAAAGGACACCCUUGUGAGGACCUUUACCGAUCAGAGUUCUUUGAGGACGGUAUCACCAACGGCGCCAACUGGUACAAUGUUCCCGGUGGGAUGCAGGACUGGAACUACCUGAACACUAACUGUUUUGAGGUGACCAUAGAGUUGGGCUGUGUGAAGUACCCUAAGGCCCAGCACCUGCCUUUGUACUGGGACCAGAACCACAGAGCCUUACUGCAGUACAUCCACCAGGUCCACAGAGGCGUGAAGGGCAUGGUGAUAGACAUUAAAGAUGGUACAGGCAUCCCUAAUGCCACCAUCACGGUGGAGGAGAUCGAUCAUCAAAUCACAACCCACCUAGCUGGAGACUACUGGAGACUUCUGGUCCCUGGAACGUACCACCUCACCGCUUCCGCACAGGGGUAUAACUCAGUAAAGAUCUAUGCCACAGUGCCAGAGGAGGGGGUGGAGCUGGUAGACUUCCGGCUGACACGGAUACGUUCUGAUCCCAACGGCCAGGCCCCAAUGGACCCCAGGGCCACCCAGGACCCUGCAGAGGAGGUGUUCCAGAGCUUCAUUAAGGACCUGUCUCUGGGCCAGGGGCUGGAGCACCUUGUUCAGAGUACCGUCACAGAGAGCAGCUUCAGAUACAGACGCUACAAAGAGCUGUCAGAGUUCCUGAGGGGUUUGACGUUCAACUUCCCCAAGAUCACCUCCCUGCAUAGUUUGGGCCAGAGUGUGGAGUACAGGACCAUCUGGGCCUUGGAGAUCUCCAACAAACCAGAUGAGCCUGAAACGGCCGAGCCCAAGAUCCGCUUGGUGGGAGGUAUCCAUGGCAACGCCCCCGUGGGCACAGAGCUGCUGCUGGAGUUCGCUGCCUUCCUCUGCAUCAACUACGGCAAGAACCCCACCAUCACCAGGCUGAUAAACGAGACGCGGAUCGUCAUCCUUCCCUCCAUCAACCCAGAUGGACGAGAGCUGGCCAGAGAGAAACAGUGCACCUCUACUGUGGGCAUGACCAACACACAUGGGAAAGAUCUGGACACUGACUUCUUCGGUAAUGCCUCCCAGCGCGUGGUGGAGGCUCAGCCAGAGACCAGGGCAGUGAUGGACCUGAUCUUAGAGAGGGGCUUCACACUCUCUGUAGCCCUGGAUGGAGGCUCCCUGUUGGCCACUUACCCCUACGACAAGCCUGUACAGCCAGUUGAAAAUGAGGAAACUCUGAAGUACCUGGCCAAUGUUUAUGCCAGAAACCAUCCCAAGAUGCACCUGGGGGAUACAGGGUGUUCAAGCAAUGACCAAAUGGGUAACAUCCCAGAUGGAGUACUCAGGGCAGCAGAGAGACAAAGUCACAUGGGCAGCAUGAAGGACUUCAGUGUGGACUUUGGCCACUGUCCAGAGAUCACGGUGUAUACAGGCUGCUGUCUGUUCCCCCCGGCCGUGCAGCUGGCCACGCUGUGGGCUGAGAACAGGAAGGCACUGCUUAGCAUGCUGGUGGAGGUCCAUAAAGGUGUGCGUGGCGUGGUAAAGGACAAGAGUGGGAAGCCCAUCGUGGGGGCCAUGAUAGUGUUGAACGGAGGUGUGAGGGUGUUCACUGCAGAGGGAGGCUACUUCCAUGCUCUUCUGGCACCAGGAAACCACAACAUAGAGGCUGUGGCUGAUGGCUACCAGCAACAACGGCAGGAGGUGGUUGUGUCGUCAUAUGAAGCUGCCAGCUCCAUCAUCAUAGAGUUUGACAUGGAUAACCGCAUUUUUGGCCUGCCCCGGGAGUUUGUUGUGGCUACUGCAGCGGCCUCCAUGACGGCCCUGGUGGUGACAGCCUGUAUCAUCUGGUGCGUGUGUUCUGCUAAGUCCAACCAGCAGAAGGAUGGUUUCCACCGGCUGCGGCAGCACCGUGACGAUUACGAGGAUGAGAUACGCCUCACGUCCAUGGGCUCCAAGAAAUCCCUGCUCUCCAAUGAGUUCCAGGAUGAGAGCGAGAGUGAUGAAGAUGCACUCUACGCCAACGCCGACAAACUCUGAGAUCCCACAUACAUACACGGCCAACCUGGUUCGUAUUCGUUAGGCAGCAAACAGACGGAAGCAGGGAAGUGACAACAAGAAACGCUUGUUUUUGCUAUCUGUUGUUCAAAAACAUUUUGCUACGGUGUGCCCUAAUGAAUACGAUCCUGUUAGUACUGGGCAAUUCCACAUUAACAGAGUGACGCACUACUUAUGCACUACUUUUAACAAUUUCCAUAGAACAUUUUACAAAAACACUUACUUGAACAUUUACUUGAACAUUUACUUGAAGAACAAUGCUGAUGCAAAGUUUAGUAACAGAAUUAUGGUUUGUGCAGUUGGUGCCGUCAUUUGGUGCCGUCAGUUGGUGCCGUCAUUCUGUUACCAAAAUUUGCAUCUGCACUGUUCUUCAUGUAAAUGUGUUUUUGUAAAAUGUUCAGUGGAAAUUGUAAUAGUUAAGAGUGCAUAGAGUUGUAAGGUUUUUGUUUGACAUACAUUUUAAACAUGAGAAAUCUUUAGUCUCAGCAUCACUCUGUUACUGUUGAAGUGCUCUACUGCCCAUCCCUGUGACUGUUGAGUUGGCUGGUAUUGUGCUCUGUGGCUCUGCUUUACUGGAGGGAAAGGGAGGAAGAGGUGCAGCAGGGAGGGCUUGUUCUUGUCCUUUCCUAUAAGAUUCCCCAGGUCCUAUUUGCUGUUCUCCUCCAGCCCACCAGAGAGAGGUGUUUCAGAGUCUACAACUGUCCUCUAUGGCUGGUGUCCAAGAUGACUCGUCCAAAUCAGCACCUGCUUGGCUCUGUUCAUGGAUGCACACUAAAGGCCUAGUGGAGCUGGGAAACCUUUUUUUUUCUUUCAUGCACGCAACACACACAUGCACACUUUUGCAGCUAAUCACGCAUCAACCUGUCCAUAUGUAUUUGAUACUUAUACUUUGAACUAGUACCAAGGAAUACACUAACUACAGUAAUUUGAAAUUAUUCAAGAAAUGUCAGUUUCUCCUGGUUUUUGUCAAUGUUGUCCCAGUCCAGUUAGCCAAUCUUUCAGAGGGAGCAUCAAACACAGUGCCUUGGAUGCUGUAGAGUUAGAUACCCCACUCUCUUGUAGGGCUAUAGUACAGAAGCGUGGUGGUGUGGGUACUAGAAGCAUAGUAAAUAUACUAGAAUCUCGUCCAGAUUAUGGCCUAGUACAGAUUAUAAUCUGUGAUCUAUCAGAUACUCGGGUGGUAUGGAAGACCUAAUAGUCAUCCAGGAUUCUUGAGUAUUUUAAAUGAUGCACUCUCAGUGCAGAAGCCUUGCAAUGGGCCUGGGUUCACAGGCUGCAUGUGUUUUCACUUCUAUUGCCCUCUGCUUAUUCAUGUGCCCUCUUGGACAUACAGCACAAGGCCCUCUAUGCAUUGUACUACAAGCACUGUAUGUUAAAUACAAAUACAUGAUUCCCCAUUUAAUUGUUCAGGGAAAGCACUUUGAAAUAGAUGCAAAUACUGUAGAUUACAAAUGGAUGGUUUUCUUUAAAAAAAAAAAAGUUUUUUAAAUGAAUAUGUAUGCUUUGUUUCUUUCUACGCACAGACCAGCUUGUUUAAAAUGUUUCAUAUCUUAAAAUGACCUUUUAAGAUGGCAAAUUACUUACCCAUGCUUUAAUAAUCAGCAGCAACAUAUAUGUAUAUUUAGUUGUAAUUUACUUUUAUUUUUAUUUUUGCUGUUAAUUUUUUCCAUGCAUUCAUUCAUGAUUUAUUUGUACAUCUGAUAUAAUACAAUUCUAUCAAAUCCUUAUGGUAGAUGGCAGCCCUACAUUACUGAAACGGUGCAACAUGUCUGCUCUAGAAUCAUCCAGCAGUGGCGGGAGUGUUUAGAGAGGAGGGCAUCUUCCUCUACAACAGUGGUCACCAACCCUGGUCAUGAGGAGUAUGAGGUGUGCAGACUUGUUCCAGGCCAACACUGACCCUCCCAAUUCUACUCUCAUCAAUGUCUUAUUGAGUAACUGGUUAGUUGAAUCAGGUGUGUUAGUGCUGGGCUGGAACAAAACCCUGUACACCAUGUAGUUAUUCAGGACCAGGGAGGAGGACCACUAGUCUACAGGAGUGACUGACUCCUAGCUUACAUUUCUGUUGCACAUAAUCAAUAUUGUAGCGAAGCCAGCUAAUCUUAGGGAAGGGGGAGAAAUUAAGUUAUUUUUGUUUUACUUUCUGUGUGUGUGUGUGUGAGAGAUGGAGAGCGUGUGUUUUCUGAAUGGAUGUUGGUGUUUUGAUAUAAAUGGUUAUUUUUGUUUCUUUUUAUAUGAAACUGAAUUGAUUGUAGAUAAUGAACUGUUGCCAAGUGUAUUUGAGUGAGAAAAAUAAGUGCAAUUCAAGUUAACCCUGACAAUACAACACACAUUUCAUAACAAACCAACCUGUUACUUUGUGGUGAUUAUUUUUAUUUUAACCUUUUAUUUUACUAGGCAAGUCAGUUAAGAACAAAUUCUUAUUUACAAUGGUGGCCAACCCCGGCCAAACAAUAACCUGGACGACGCUGGGCCAAUUGUGCGCUACCCUAUGGGACUCUCAGUCAUGGCCUGUUGUGAUACAGCCUGGAAUUGAACCAGGGUCUGUAGUGAAGCCCUGAGUUGCAUUGCCUUAAACCGCUGCGCCACUCAGGAGCCCCAUAUGACAGACCAUACUGACAUGAACAUUCUUCAAGACACAUUGAUGAAAUAAAUAAUUUUCUUUCAA
Molecule: messenger RNA, 6955 nt
Organism: Oncorhynchus tshawytscha (Chinook salmon)
Lineage: Eukaryota; Metazoa; Chordata; Actinopteri; Salmoniformes; Salmonidae
Product: carboxypeptidase D-like
Exons: 21
Coding region: 73-4272 (1399 amino acids)
Biological process (GO): proteolysis
Molecular function (GO): zinc ion binding; metallocarboxypeptidase activity
Source: RefSeq, a predicted model, not a curated record